This is a messenger RNA of Pterocles gutturalis (yellow-throated sandgrouse), 1248 nucleotides long. RefSeq names its product zinc finger protein 462-like. The transcript has 8 exons. Gene Ontology annotation, cellular component: nucleus. Bases 1 to 1248 code for a protein of 415 amino acids. Gene Ontology annotation, biological process: regulation of gene expression. Lineage: Eukaryota; Metazoa; Chordata; Aves; Pterocliformes; Pteroclidae. The record is from RefSeq and is a predicted model, not a curated record.
AUGACGGGUCCUGUUCCAAAAGAGAGCAAGCACAUGACUGCUGCCUUUCAGGGAGGAGAGACUUCUGCAGAGGUUUGCAGCUCCUCAGACCUGUCCUGUACCAAAGUAAAGGAAGUGGGGAGCCUGUUCCAACACAAGGAAGAGAAAGCCUUGACACUUGAAUGGGUGAAGGUCACUGUGAGCACUCAUGACUCCUCAUACUCUGAGCCUCCUGAUGUUCAGCAGCAGUUGAACCACUACCAGUCUGCAGCUUUGGCCAGGAACAACAACAACAUCAGCCCAAUCCCACUUUCCGGGAGUGCUGCAGGAGUGGAAAAAACGGAAGUCAUCCUUAACUGUGAAUUUUGUGAAUUCUCUUCGGGUUACAUACAGAGCAUUAGGCGUCAUUACCGUGACAAGCACGGAGGGAAAAAACUCUUCAAGUGCAAAGAUUGUUCCUUUUAUACAGGCUUUAAAUCUGCUUUUACUAUGCACGUGGAAGCUGGGCAUUCGGCAGUUCCUGAGGAAGGACCCAAAGACCUUCGCUGUCCUCUUUGCCUAUAUCACACCAAAUAUAAACGCAACAUGAUUGACCAUAUAGUUCUGCACAGAGAAGAGCGGGUCGUUCCCAUUGAAGUCUGCCGUUCCAAACUGUCAAAGUACUUGCAGGGAGUCGUUUUCCGCUGUGAUAAGUGUACCUUUACCUGCUCCAGUGAUGAGAGCUUGCAGCAGCAUAUAGAGAAGCACAAUGAACUGAAACCUUACAAAUGCCAACUCUGCUACUAUGAGACCAAACACACAGAGGAGCUGGAUGCUCAUCUUCGAGAUGAGCACAAGGUGAGUCGUAAUUUUGAGUUGGUUGGACGGGUUAACUUGGACCAGUUGGAACAAAUGAAGGGGAAAACAGAGAGCUCCAGCAGUGAUGAAGAAGAGAAAGAAGAAGAGCUAAGCCCCAAGACUGAAGAGAGAGGUCAGUGCAGGGAGAAACGCUUCCCGUGCGAGUUCUGUGGCCGAUCAUUUACAGAAGGCUCUGAAUGGGAGCGACAUGUGCUGAGACAUGGCAUGGCACUGAAUGAAAGCAAGCACAGGACCAGUGAGGACAGCCAGCCAAAGGAGGAUGUAGAAGAAACUGUUAGCACACUGCCAGAAGAAAAAGAAGGCAUUGACAAAAUGGUGGUGGUGGACUAUUCCCACAACAGUGAAACAGCAGUUGACGUGGUAGCUGCUGACAAACCUCUCCAAGACAACUCGGAGGCCAAAAACGAAUAA